Messenger RNA from Salarias fasciatus (jewelled blenny), 2759 nucleotides. Its product is annotated as globoside alpha-1,3-N-acetylgalactosaminyltransferase 1-like. Gene Ontology annotation, molecular function: hexosyltransferase activity. The record is from RefSeq and is a predicted model, not a curated record. Gene Ontology annotation, cellular component: membrane; vesicle; Golgi apparatus. The coding region runs from base 1330 to 2370 and encodes 346 amino acids. The transcript has 10 exons. Gene Ontology annotation, biological process: carbohydrate metabolic process. Lineage: Eukaryota; Metazoa; Chordata; Actinopteri; Blenniiformes; Blenniidae.
UGUGUGUGUGUGAGGCGGGGCGGGUCUUGUCCCUCGUAAACAGACGGCGCACAGGUCGGUCCCCGGUUUGUCCAGCGCACCCAGACAGGUGAGUGUGUGCACGAUCGGUGGGGGUGAUGGUGGUGGGGGUGUGAGGACGAGCAGGAGCAGGGUGUUUCCCAGAGUCUGGAAUAUUCAGAGGAGGUGCAGGAGGAGGAGAAAACCAAUAUAAUAAAAAGAUAGCAGGAUAAAUAUUAACUAAGGCAUUAAUAUGAGGCUUUAUGGUGACACAUAUAUGCACGGAAAGAAUCAAGUUAACAGAAAAACACUGCUUACAGGGAAGAGUCUUCAUUUCCACGGGGAGGAAGGAUCUCCUGUGGCGUUCAGUCUGAAGCAUCUUCCUCUGAGAGUCCAUCCGUCUCUCAGUCCAGUCUGUUGUCAUCAGUACCCCCAGAUGGGUGUCGUCCUCCACAGUGUAAACACUGACCUGAACAGCGUCCAGCUGAGACAUGACCAAAGAGCACGGUUCAUCAGGAGGAGGAAGACGAGGAUGUUUUUCAGACUUGGUGAAACACUCAGCUCCUCCUCCUUAAGAACACUCUGUAAUACAAUACACUGUUCCAGCACCUUCACAGACUGGUUUCAGAGGAAGAGCAGUGUAUUAUAUUCAGGGUUCAAGUGCAAAGAAUUACUUGGUUCUGGUUCAGGAAUCUGGUUCAGGAGGAGGAGAAGGAAGUUCGCAGAGUCUGCAGCAUAGAGAGUCGCAUCAGACAGCUCUGCCCCUGGACCCUUGUGCUUCAGGAGGACAGUCCCAGAUCAUAGGAAAAUAGAAUCCAACCACUUUAGAGGAGCAGACAGUACAUGUGGGAUCAUUUAUUACUUUCAUCAGAUGAAGUUUCUCGGUGUUCAAUACAUCCUGUGUAUGAAAUUAUAAAGUAUUUGCUGGUGAUCAGGGUUUCUGGAUGUUAGGCCAAGCAUGAGCCACACUUUAUCCCAGUCCAAAGUGGGGUUUAAAUGUGGAACAUCUGUCCUCCACUUCAUCUGUCUCCACAUGGAGACAGAGAGGGCUUUGCAGAGGGACACCGCUGUCUUUUAAAGUAGCUCUGAGCUGCAGAUAAUAGAACAAGGAGGUACGUGGAAUGCCAUGUUUAGAGCAGAUGUCCUGAAAAGUAAUUCGUCUUCUCCAAGUGUACGAAUGUUGUUUUUCUCCCAGUCAGGGAAAUGAACAGGGCGGUCACCGAUCAAUAAUCUAUUAUUAAACAGAGCAACUGCUUGCCGUUCUGUAAUAGGACCUGUUGCUGUGUGGUUCAAGUCCUGGUCCGGGUCCUGGUCUGGGUCCGGGUCUGGGAGAUGACGCUACCGCGUGUGAAAAUAGCGAGCGGCCUCCUGCUCCUGGCAGUGCUGGUCGGAGUUUUGUACAAACACAUCCCGCAGUCUUACAGAUUUGCUCUGUGUAAAGAAAAAGAACCUCCAGCAGACAGAUCUGCGGACGUCGUCACAAUCACCACUGAGAUCCCUCUGCGGACGGCAAAGCAACUUCAGUACAAGCAGCCGAGCGUUGUGUCCGGCCGUACUGACGUGGCGACGGUCACGCCGUGGUUGGCGCCGGUGGUCUGGGAGGGGACCUUCGAGCCGGAGCUGCUGGACGGCGUCUACCGGCAGAAGAACGUCAGCAUCGCCGUCACCGUGUUCGCCGUGGGAAAGUACAUCAGGUUCCUGAAAGACUUCCUGGAGACGGCCGAGCAGCACUUCUUCGUUGGUUUCAAGGUGCACGUGUACGUGUUCACCGAUCGGCCAGCAGAGCUGCCCAAGGUUGAAAUGGCGGCCGGCCGACAGCUGACGGUGCACCCGGUGCCCGCUGCGAAGCGCUGGCAGGAGAUCUCAGCUCGCCGGAUGGAGAUGAUCCAGCGUCUGAUCGAGGAGACGCUCCUCCCUGGAACAGACUUCAUCUUCUGUCUGGACGUGGACUCGAAGUUUCACGGCCGCUGGGGGGCGGAGUCUCUGGGCAGCCUGGUCGCCGUCGUCCACCCAGGUUACUAUAAAACUGAGCGCGGCGGGUUUCCGUACGAGCGCCGGCCCGCCUCCCGCGCCUACAUGGCGCCCGGACUCGGCGACUUCUACUACUGCGGUGGGGCUUUCGGGGGCGACCUGCACGAGGUCCGCCUGCUCGCCAAAACCUGCCGGGAGAACUUCGAAGCCGACGCCAAGGAGGGCAUCGAAGCGGCGUGGCAAGAAGAGAGUCACCUGAACAGGUACAUGUGGCUCAACAAACCCAGCAAGGUGCUCUCGCCGGAGUUCCUGUGGCAGGACUUCAAGCCUCGAGAGCGCGAGAUCCACGUCGUCCGCUUCUCCGGAGUCGUCAAGAACUACGCUGAAAUCAGACCCAACUGAGCCCUGAACACCCGGGAACGCCGGGGCCCGACCCACAAUGCACCUCAGCAAGGACCUUGCUCCAGACUCAGAGCCUGCAGGACGACCGAGCAUGUGCAGAACUCAUCAUCAACAUUGAGGAAAAAUGUGUCUGAACUGUGAACGUACACCUGAGGCUGGUUUGUUGAUUACACUGAGAGGAGACGACAUUAUUCUGGACAUGAUCGCCGGGUUCGUCUGCAGCCGUCCUGCUGCUGACAGAGAGACGUUACUUAGAAUUGGUCUCACAUGCUCACUGUCUCUGUUUCUAUUCAUCUACCUGUGAAAAUUAAAAAUCCUGCACUGAUUAACUAUUCUAAACUGUGAAACUGAUCUUCACAGUUUGAUGUCUGGUGUUUACAGUUGAUCUU